Arvicanthis niloticus (Nile rat) is the source of this 1218-nucleotide messenger RNA. RefSeq names its product pseudouridine synthase like 1 (gene Pusl1). The record is from RefSeq and is a predicted model, not a curated record. Gene Ontology annotation, molecular function: RNA binding; pseudouridine synthase activity. Lineage: Eukaryota; Metazoa; Chordata; Mammalia; Rodentia; Muridae. Gene Ontology annotation, biological process: tRNA pseudouridine synthesis.
GCUGGGCAGGGUCGACCGCCGGCCACGUGCAACCGCCCCGCCCGCCAGCCGCUCAAAUAUGGGUUCCUGCGGGCCGGUGGGCUCGGUGCGUGCGCGCUACCUUGUGUUCUUCCAGUACUUGGGCACUGACUUCAACGGAGUUGCGGCCGUGAGGGGUAAUCAUCGCGCUGUUGGGGUACUGAACUUCCUGGAGGAGGCUGCCAAGCGGCUGAAGUCUGUCAAGCCUGUCAGGUUCACUAUCUCUAGCCGCACUGAUGCCGGAGUGCAUGCCCUGAGCAACGCAGCGCACCUGGACAUACAGCGUCGCCCAGGCCAGACACCUUUCUCCCCGGAGAUCGUGACUAAGGCCCUCAACACCCACCUGAAGCACCCGGCCAUUCGUGUACUGAAGGCCUUCCGAGUGCCCAACGACUUCCACGCUCGCCACGCAGCUACCUCCAGAACCUACCUAUACCGUCUGGCCACAGGCUGCUGCAGGCCUAAUCAACUGCCUGUGUUUGAACAAAAUGUAUGCUGGGCUCUGCAGACAGAGUACCUGGAUAUGGCUGCCAUGCAGGAGGCUGCCCAGCAUCUCCUCGGGACACAUGAUUUUAGUGCCUUCCAGUCUGCUGGCAGCCCAGUAACAAAUGCUGUACGCACACUACGCAGGGUCUCUGUGUCUCCUGGUCCAGCCAGUCCAUUUGUCCUCCCCCAGGAGAGCAGGAGGCUGCAGUUUUGGACCUUGGAGUUUGAAAGCCAGUCUUUCCUUUAUCGACAGGUGCGGAGGAUGACGGCUGUGCUGGUGGCGGUGGGGCUAGGGACUCUGGCACCCACACAAGUGAAAGUGAUUCUGGAGAGUCAAGAUCCCUUGGGCAAGUAUCAGGCUCGAGUUGCCCCAGCCCAUGGCCUGUUCUUGAAGUCAGUGCUAUAUAACAACUUUGGUCAUCCUGAACCUGUCCUACAUCCUGAACCGUAUGGCGUCCAGAGUGUGGAAACCAGCUGACAGUACACAGUGGAAAUGAAGCCACACAGCACACGGGCUAUCAACCUCGUCCAACAUUUACUGUGCUCGGCAGAGAUCAAUCUACAGCUAUGCAGGGCUCUGGCAGUUCUGCAUGCCUUCCAGCAGUUCCCAUGGACAUCCCUUUGUCACUAAGGGACCAGCAUGGGGUACCAGGCAGUCAAAAGCUGUAAGAACCCAAGAUUUCUGGGAGCAAGGGAGUAGGAAUAAAAGGCAUG